This is a messenger RNA of Drosophila nasuta, 2667 nucleotides long. It is a transcript of the gene Cad96Ca, whose product is annotated as tyrosine kinase receptor Cad96Ca. Gene Ontology annotation, cellular component: plasma membrane; signaling receptor complex. Lineage: Eukaryota; Metazoa; Arthropoda; Insecta; Diptera; Drosophilidae. The transcript has 11 exons. Gene Ontology annotation, molecular function: transmembrane receptor protein tyrosine kinase activity; ATP binding; calcium ion binding. Gene Ontology annotation, biological process: multicellular organism development; homophilic cell-cell adhesion; cell surface receptor protein tyrosine kinase signaling pathway. The coding region runs from base 147 to 2492 and encodes 781 amino acids. The record is from RefSeq and is a predicted model, not a curated record.
CCAAGCACUGCGCUGCCAUUCGCAACGUUUGUUCGAAUUUCGUGGUUCGUAAUUCGGUAGAACGCACUUCGUCUGGAACGCACAUCGAGAAAGUUUUGUGGAUACUACAUAUUUAUAUACCAGUUCCUCUAUUGCUUUGUACUGGAAUGCUUGCCGCUUUGGCGGUUGAUUACACAAUGGAUCAUCCCCAUGGGCGGCAUUUCACCUGUAAGCGCAGAGACCCGAGGCCUCCGACAUCGAGGAGUAUACUUUUCACCUUCGUGGUUGUAACAGCAACAAUCGACUUGCUUUUCGCACAUCAAGUCGCUGCACAGGAACAAAAUGGACCUCCGAUUCUGUAUGUGCGUGAACGCAAUUGGCGGAUCUCCGAGGAGGAGCAGGUGGAUCAGGUCAUUGAACGUGUGCGUGCCGAAGAUGCCGAUGGCGAUGAUCUGGUGUUUGGCAUAGAGCCGCGCUUUCUCAAUCCAACUGGCUCUAAUCAACAGAAUCCCAAGAUACCCUUUCGCAUCGAUCCGGACACAGGUGUCGUUUACCUCAACGAGAGUCUGAAGGGGCGAGCCGGUGAGAAUUUUCUGAUUUACGUAACUGUCUCGGACGGACGCUACACGGCAAAGAAUGAGGUUUUCAUCAAUAUUUUGGGACGACGGGAGAGCACUGGUUACCAAGGCUUCGGAUCCCGGCCGCCACCCUCCAUCUCGAAGGUCGUACAGAACAUUUCACAGUUCCUGCCCGCAUUUGAUCAACUGCCUGGCGUGCAGUCCAUUAGGAACGGUCUGCCCCAUAGGAGACCCAGCCUCAAUUUGCCGCCCGGGUUUCCAUCGAAUAAUGCUGGCAAUUUUGGGCUGCCUUCUUAUGCUAAUCAUUACCCAGCACCUCCGCCUCCUCUGCCACCAUCAUCUUCCACACCUGAUGAGGAGGAGGAGGAGCCGCAACAGCAGAGACAGCCCGAGGCAAUUGAGAACGGCGGUGAAACAUCGACAACGCCUCGAAGUCGCACCAAACUGACACCCGUAGCUAAUCACACCUCCGGCAACCCGGUGGCACCUUCGCCUACGACUGAGACAACAACAACGACUCAAGAGGAAAAGAGCAACGUGGGCAACAUCACGCUGUUCACCAUCAAAUCCUCCUCCAUUCCCAUUAUCAUUGGAGUUUGCAGCCUGCUGGCUGUUGUUGUCAUUAUUUUCGGCUAUCUAUUUCGACGUCGCUUGUGCGCCAUCAGUAAAACGCUGAAGCAGUCCAAGGAAAAGGAGGAAUUGGCCAAGAAGUCCAAUCCCAGCCAACUGAGCAGCACACUCACCGACGAGAGUCGCAACUCAAUGGUGAUGCAGCAAUGGAAUGGACCCGUCGCCUUUGCCAAUCGUUAUGUGCCCUGGGAACGUGAACAGCAGCUCGCAAUGACGUCGACUUUGCAACUAUCAACAAGUGCCGCAAAUGGCGGCGACACAGCAAUGGCCGCAUCCGCCGUGGGAGGUUCGAAUCCGAGUGCUCCACUACCUGGCGGUAGAGCUGCUGCUGCAUUGGAAGGCAUUGGUGCAGACUCUAACUCGGAUCAAUGGGAAUUCCCAAGACAUCGAUUGAAGUUUUUCAACAUAUUGGGCGAAGGCGCCUUUGGGCAAGUUUGGCGUUGCGAAGCUACCGACUUGGAUGGUUCGGGCGAUGUCGCCACAGUUGCUGUGAAAACGCUCAAGGAGAGCGCAGCUGAAAUUGAAAAGAAAGAUUUACUUUCCGAAUUGGAGGUGAUGAAGACUUUGGAGGCUCAUGUCAAUGUGGUUCGUCUACUCGGUUGCUGUACGGACAAGGAUCCGACUUUUGUUAUCCUUGAAUUUGUGAAUCGGGGCAAGCUGCAAACGUAUUUGCGAAACUCCAGAGCCGAGAGACAUUAUGGAAAUACACACGGAAAGUCAAACAUUCUCACAUCGGCAGAUUUGACAUCAUUCAUGUAUCAAGUUGCCAAAGGAAUGGAUUAUCUCACUUCACGUGGCAUAAUUCAUCGCGAUCUUGCGGCACGUAAUAUUUUAAUCACUGAUGAUCACGUAUGCAAAGUCGCUGACUUUGGAUUUGCCAGAGAUAUCAUCACUUCAAAAAUCUAUGAGCGGAAAAGCGAGGGGAAAUUGCCAAUAAGAUGGAUGGCAACCGAGUCACUGUAUGACAACAUAUUCUCCGUUAAAUCGGAUAUCUGGAGCUUUGGCAUACUAAUGUGGGAAAUCGUGACCUUAGGCUCAACGCCGUAUCCAGGCAUCUCCGCCGCCGAUGUAAUGCGCAAGGUGAGAGACGGGUAUCGCCUGGAGAAGCCCGAGCAUUGUCGAAGGGAGCUGUACAAUAUAAUGUACUACUGCUGGUCGCACGAUGUUAAUGAGCGACCCACAUUCGCCGAAAUAAUUAAAAUGCUCGACAAAUUGCUGCACACCGAAAUGGACUAUAUCGAAUUGGAGCGUUUCCCUGACCACAACUACUACAACAUUGUCAAUCUCAGUGGAGAGAAAUUGUAAGGCCUGUUCGCACAUCGUAUAUCGAAUAACAAAUGCGAACACGGAUCAAUGCACUGCCACAAAGAGCUUUAUUAUUUUGUAUAUUUAUUAUUUUUUCGAAUGAAUAGAGGAAUUUCUUCUACUCACCUUGUGUAUUAAAUGUAAACAGAUAUUUAUAGUAUGAUGUAUUUAAUUU